AUGUCAUUAGCUGAUAUAAGAGAAAUUUUAGCAGAUCCACAUAUUUUUUCAGCAGCUUUAGAUGCUGCAUUUCAUCUUGCAGACGCAGAUAGUGAUGGUUUUAUUAAUUUUGAGGAAGCCUUGAUAGGAAUUCAAUGGUUUGUUUCAGAAUGUGGGCUUAAUGAAUUUAAGCUUGAAGAUGUAAAAAUAGUCUUUGAGGGUUUCGACUCAAAUUUAAUUGAGAAUAUUUCCUUUACUCCCCCCCAUCCUUGAUCGAACGACUCGCCAUCGUUCGAUCAAGGAUGGGGUUAAAAAAAAAAUUUUUCGGGAAAAAAAAUUUAUAUAUAAAAUAAAAAAAAAUAUAUAGAUAUUUUUUUUUAUAUUUACUUUUAAAUAAGAGGGUUAAGAAUAUUUAAUAAUUAUUUUUACAGCAAAAAAUUUAAUUUAUUUCAUAAAAUACCAAUUUUUAAUAUUUUGAUUUAUUAGUUACCCCUUUAAACUGUAUAAAUUUUAAUUUGCUCCUUAUUAAAUUAAUUUUUUUUAAAACAAUUUUUAAAGAAUCUGUAUUUUAUUAGAUUAUUGAGUUUUUAAGCAUAUGUUAAUGACUAAAUCACUUCGGAUGGUUGAUUCCGCAGCUUUCUGUCGUCUCAAAGCCUCUGAAAAUAACUUCAUUAUGCACAUCUUCCCAAGCUUUUGAUAAAUAAUAUAAUAUAUUUUUAUAUAUAUAAAAAUUUGCAUGAUAUGAAAAUCGUUCGAUUAAGGAUGGGGGUUAAUUUCCCCAAUUUUUAGGGAUUUUUACAGUCAAUCGUUCGAUCAAGGAUGGGGGGGGAGUUAGUAAAUUCGAAGAAUUUGCUAAACUUACAACAAACUUUUUAACAAUUUUUUAA
Molecule: messenger RNA, 866 nt
Organism: Blepharisma stoltei
Lineage: Eukaryota; Ciliophora; Heterotrichea; Heterotrichida; Blepharismidae
Source: the annotation of a GenBank genome assembly